CUGUUUCAAACUGACGUGUCCUUCGGUGUGGGCUGGAGUUGGGUGAGGCCUCAUUGGAAUCUGGCGGGGUUUGGGGGCUCGGUCGGAGUGGGACUGGUCGUUGGCUUCUGGUUGGCCUUAGUUGCGGUCGUUUGGUGGCCCGGACGCGCGUUGGUCAUCAGAGAUCGGUAUGUGACUUUGCUCCUGCCCGGCCACGUGGGAUGGGGCCUUCAGAUGUGCUUAGUAAGUCUUGCGUGAUAUCAUUGUGUCUGUUAGGGAUUCCGGCUGUUGUUCGCAGGACUGUGUUGGAGAAACUUGGCGGCUGAUUGGCUGGGGUUGGAGGUGCUUUGGGAAUGGUGGACAACUGAUUGAUAGCGGUUAUUCACCUGAGGGAUGGGGCCUUCAGAUGUCCUCAGUGAGUCUUGCAUGAUAUGAUUGUGUCUGUUAGGAAUUGCUAGAGGGUCGUGUUGGGUUGUUGUUCGCAGGACUAUGUUGGAGAAACUUGGCAGCUGAUUGGCUGGGAUUGGAGGUGCUUUGGGAAUGGUGGGCGGCUGAUUGAUACCGGUUAUUCACCUGAUGGCGGGAGGGUGUCAAAAAGUUUACUGUUUCAAGCACUGUGGCCGUCAUUCAGUGCCUCGAUGCGUGCGCUCAGGAGGUACCAGAGAGGUGACUCUGAGGCUUCGUCUGCUCCAUAUGUGGUAUGCCAAGAAUCCUUCUAGGACAAGGGUGUUUAAUCACUGUUGCCUCUGGGUGGAUCAGACGGGUAUGCUCAUUCAGAGCCUUGCUGAUGUCUCUAUUGGGUCUGAAUUUGAGCGUGUGCUGCGCAUGGGAGUUAUCUACGUUCUAAGGUCUUUUGGUCUCAGUGCCGCAAGGAAUCUCUAUCGUGCAUGCUCAUUUGAUCUGAUAAUAGAGUUGUCAGCAACAACUAUUUUCCAGGCCUGUUCUCUACCUGCAGCUGAAUUUCCAACUGAUUCCUUUGAGGUUGUUCCUUAUAGUGAGCUGUCUAACCGUUCAGGGGACAAUCGUAUCCUUGUAGAUGUUGUCGGCCGUCUUCAUUCUAUUAGCGGGAUUGAUCAUCAGGUUACUAAUCACGGCUCGACUCCAAAACAAGUUAUGGUCCUUGAGAAUGCACAGGGCCAGAGAGUGUCGAUCACGCUUUGGAAUGAACUGACGGCAGUCCUUGAUCGACCUGCUUUGAUUCAGGCGGACUCCAUUGAGCCAGUGAUCGUUGGAGUUGGGGGGCUCAUGGUUGGUCGUUUGAUAGCUAGUGAAUAUUCCAGUUCGAGCUCCUCUGGAACCCGUAUAGUUGUUAGCCCGAGGAUACCAGAAGCUUACAGCCUCGCUGCUUUUUUUGGUGGAUCCAGAGUUCCUGUUGCUGAUUUGCCGGUCAAGUUUGCGACCCCAGGGGACGCUGUUGCUGAUGCUGAGCGGAGAACCAGGACCAUAGCUGAGCUUCUUGAUUUGCACCAUGGCGGUGCUUCUGUCGAUGAAAAGCAUCGUUGCGGUGGUAUAGUCCGAUCGUGUCCUGACCAUUGGGAGAUCACUAAGCAGCAAGUGACAGUUGGCUACAAGAUCCAAUUGACCCUGCGUGAUGCCACUGACGAGGCCCCUUUCAUUAUUUUCGGCCCGUGUGGGAACAAUUUGGUGCUCACAUCUGCCCAACUGCUGGCCCAGAGAUAUCCUCACAGUUCUGGCCAGUUACCGCCUGAACAUGAGGCUUUGCUCGGCCAGUUUGUCAGGUUUGAGGUCAAGCUUCCGAUGGUUGGGUCAAGUGGAGUAUCUACGGGUGAAUUCCGUGUUUUCCGAGUUAUGCCCCGUGAUGUUCAGGGCCCAGUGCUUGGUCUUACAGGAGUUCCAGAUGUCACAGGCAGUGUUUCUUCGUCCCAAACCUUAAGUCAGUCCUAUUCUGGUCAGGAAGGAAUGUUGAUGCUGCCUGCUCCAGGUGUACCUUUCGCAGCUUCAGCUUCUGUUGUCAUACCAUCUAGCUCAUCCAAGGGAAAGGAAAAGGUUGUUGACUCAGUUUCGCCUGGAGGGACGAAUCCAACAUUCCAGAUUGGCCAGGUUGCAGGGUUGCCUCUCAGUUCAUCUCAAGUUCCUUUGGAAAUCAAGGAGAAUGCUGUUGUGUCCGACGUGAUUUUGCCAAAUUUGCUGCCUCCUGUUUCAUCUAUUGCACCUUUGCUUUCUGUUGCUGAUGUGAGAGGAAAAGGAACAGGUCCAGUGGCGACUGUUGUGGCAACUCCUUUUACCAUUGCAGAUCCUUUGAAGGUCUCUAAUAUCCAGUCAGUUGGUGCUGUGAAGGGUGCAGUAGGGACUCCUGGAACUCUGAGUGAUGGUAUGGAUGUGAUGAGUUCUACUAGCCAGGUAGUACAUGGAUUGUCAUCCAUUGCUGGGCUGGGUUCUGAAACUCCUCAGAGUAAAAUCAGCAAGUCAUCUUCGGCAGUUUCGCCUUUGUCUUCAAGGAGUCUCUUGAUAUCACCUCUGGCUAAGGUGAAGAUUGAGAAGCUGGAAUCUUCUGGAACUGGAUCUCCUAAUGUGAGGCAGGAUGAUGAGCAAACAGAAAGUACGUCCCCUUUUUCGCUUGCUGACCAAGAUUCACAAAGGGCGCCUGGGAAGCCUUCUGCUGCUAAGCGUCGCCUGUAUGAAUCUUAGGGUAUAAAUUCGAGUCUGAUCCCUUUGUGUGUUAUUUAUUAGUUUUGAAUGUUGAUUGGUUAUGUUAUUUACUGGAUCUAAGUUAUGCUAGGUGCAGGAAAGGUGGUUGCCUUUUGUGGAUGCUGGAUUUGCUGCAAGGAGGAAGUCCUUUUGAUGGUGGGCAGGAUGAUUAUGUUGUUGAUCGUUUGAAGUUGUGCUGGUUGUAGGGUUUGUAGCUCUUUUGUAAACUUCUGGGGAACCCGUUUGUAAACUUUGUUCUUGCCUUUCUUGGCUAAUUUUGGCAACUUUGUGGAAAUUAUGUUGUUGGUUUCUAGACAAAACUAAUGGUACUUCGGGUAUCUGUUUAUGAGGUGUAAGUUUUAAGUGCAUGUAAUUUUCUGUGCAAAAUCAGGGUGGUCAGUUUGGACACCUGAAAUGUUGUGACCCCAGUGUGGGCAAAAUUCUGCCCUUUUGGUCCCUCUUUUGUAGAAUGUGAAUGAUCAGCAGUUUUUAUGUAUUAUCAAGGAAUAUAGUUUUUAUCUAAGA
Linum trigynum is the source of this 3153-nucleotide messenger RNA. Lineage: Eukaryota; Viridiplantae; Streptophyta; Magnoliopsida; Malpighiales; Linaceae. The record is from the annotation of a GenBank genome assembly.